Trichoderma atroviride IMI 206040 is the source of this 1453-nucleotide messenger RNA. RefSeq lists its product as uncharacterized. Lineage: Eukaryota; Fungi; Ascomycota; Sordariomycetes; Hypocreales; Hypocreaceae. Gene Ontology annotation, cellular component: cytoplasm. The record is from RefSeq and is a predicted model, not a curated record. Gene Ontology annotation, biological process: import into nucleus.
CCCUCGGCUUGAUGACGAUUUUCCACCUGCAUUGAUUGCAAUUACUGCACAAACCUUCGGCGUUUCGGGCCGCAACGUCGUGAUUAACUCCAUUCCAUCACAUCCAACCAUCCGAGGUGGGACAUAAUCAUAUAACACCACUCCGCCUCCCACUUCUGUCGAGCUUCUAUUUCUUCUUCUCAUUUCCCCAUCGAGCUACUUUUUCAAUCCAGUAGCCUUCGUCUUUUCCAUCUCAGCUUGCCUUUAUCCACCUGCUCUUAUCAAUUGCUGCUCCACCACCAGGCUCCUCACAUCCCCAAAGCAAAAAAGCCAGCGUCAACACCAAUGGCCUCCAACUCCGCCGCCGUCUUUGGCUCGACCGGCCUCGUUGGCUCCCACAUCCUGUCCAACCUCCUCGCCACCGGGCCCUUCAAGCCCGUCACCACCAUCGCCCGCCGCGCGCCAAAGGCCGAGUCGCCCAGCCUCAACUCCAUCGUCGACGCCGACUCCAACAAGUGGCCCGCCACGCUCCUCGGCCUCUCGCCCGCGCCGCACGUCACCUUCUCCGCCAUCGGCACCACGCGCGCGGCCGCCGGCGGCAUCGAGAACCAGUGGAAGAUUGACCACGACCUCAACGUCGAGGUGGCCCGCGCCGCGAAGCAGGCCGGCGUCAAGACGUUUGUCUUCAUCUCCAGCGUCGGCACCGACGGCCUGCUGGCGUCUACUUCGCCCUACAGCAAGAUGAAGAAGGGCGUCGAGACGACCAUCAAGGAACUCGAGUUUGACCACGGCAUCAUUGUGCGGCCGGGGCUCAUCCUGGGCGAGCGCGAGCAGGGCCGCUUCUUGGAGGGUCUUGCUACCACUCUGGUUCGUGGCCUGGGGUUCAUCGGGUUGAAGGACAGCGUUGCGCAAGAUGCCGAGGUGAUUGCGCGAGCGGCCAUUCGGGCCACGCAGCUGGCCGAUGAGGGCAAGGCUCCCAGCAAGUUCUGGGUGCUUGGUCAGAGCGACAUUAUCAAGCUUGGCCGGACGGAGUGGCAGGGCGAGGAGAAGAAGUAGACGUCUUCAACUGCGGGGAUGCAUGUAUCUCGCAUUGGCGUACAUGGAAUUGAUCAAUACCCUCUCUGCUCUUUUUUUCUUCUCCUUUUUAAAUUUUCUUUCAUACUAAUCAACUUUCUCUUUCAAUACCCAAGCUCGUGGACCACAGGAGGGGGCCAUUGCUUAGCUCAAUUCUUAGGAAUUGCCAAGCACCAGUGAUGUUCGACCACGAUCAAGAAGAGCAAAGAAAACAGAAUGAUGAAUCAGACAUGUUAUAAGGGGGGGGAGCGCAGAUUAGAAACAUUUGCAAGCAAGUUGAAAAAUCUCUUCUUUGGUGUAGCUAGUUCAUGGCUGAAGUUGUUAUAUUGGUAAGCAAAACGCUGGCUUACACGUAGCUUUGAAAUUCAAAUGAUACCUCUUUCCAUCUUUUAAAAAGCUG